AUGUCUGGAGGCUUAUCUUCCAGUGUUAGCAAGUCUGAUCUUCUUCGUGAGCUUUCGAAAUUCGGCACUAUUGCGGAUGUUUGGGUGGCAAGAAAUCCUCCUGGAUUUGCCUUCGUCGACUUCGAAAAAAUUACUGAUGCUGAAAAGGCUGUGCGAGCUUUAGAUGGCAUCACCGUGUGCGAUUCGAAAUUAAGAGUAGAGUUUGCUCAUAACUGCUCACGUAAUGGCGACCGAUCACGUCCAGUUGGGGAGCAUCGGCAGUACAAUGACUCUCGAACAGGUAGGAGUCCAGUUCAACGUCGCUACGACUCCCCUCCUCGUCGCGGAAGAUCCCCUCCCGUUUUGUUUCCCCCGGAACAACUCCGCUAUCCUUAUGAGCAGUUGGCUGCCUUCUACAACCCUGAAAUGUUGAACGCAGCCGCGGCCGCUGCUGCUGCCGGCUUCCCGUAUCAAAUUCCCGGAUAUCCCACUAUGUUUCCGUUCUUACCUCCAACUGAGGACGUGCGCCGGUCAAUGCAGUCUUCUAGGAGACAUUCGCCCCGACGAUCUCCAAGUUAUCGUCGAAGCGCCGGAUCCUCGCAAACCUUCACGACGCUCGGUGUAAAGGGUAUCUUCCUUUUCAUUGGACAAUUCAACGGUGAUACUGACGUUCAAAUGGAUCAAUAUACCUAG
Molecule: messenger RNA, 672 nt
Organism: Mesocestoides corti
Lineage: Eukaryota; Metazoa; Platyhelminthes; Cestoda; Cyclophyllidea; Mesocestoididae
Source: the annotation of a GenBank genome assembly